Messenger RNA from Trichechus manatus latirostris (Florida manatee), 402 nucleotides. It is a transcript of the gene CRYGN, whose product is annotated as crystallin gamma N. NCBI's taxonomy places the organism in Eukaryota, Metazoa, Chordata, Mammalia, Sirenia, Trichechidae. The record is from RefSeq and is a predicted model, not a curated record. Gene Ontology annotation, biological process: lens development in camera-type eye; visual perception. Gene Ontology annotation, molecular function: structural constituent of eye lens.
AUGGCGCAGCGUUCGGGGAAGAUCAACCCCUAUGAGGGCAAGCACUUCACAGGGUGGAAGCUGGAGGUCUUUAGGGACUGUGACAACCUCCAGGACCAAGGCUUUAUGAAUCUGAACUCCAUCCGAGUGGAGAGCAGGGCCUGGGUUUGCUUUGAGCACCCUGACUUCCAGGGCCAGCAGUUCAUCCUAGAGCAUGGUGACUACCCCAACUUCUUCCGUUGGAAUGGCCACAAUGACCACAUGGGCUCCUAUCGGCCUAUAGGAAUGCACGGGGAGCACUUCCGCCUGGAAAUCUUUGAGGGCUGCAACUUCACGGGCCAGUGACUAGAGUUCACAGAGGACAGCCCCUUCCUCCAGAGUCAGGGGUGGGCCAAGAACCGCGUCAGCGCCCUCAAGGUGUAG